Cynoglossus semilaevis (tongue sole) is the source of this 3286-nucleotide messenger RNA. RefSeq names its product ectodermal-neural cortex 3 (gene enc3). Lineage: Eukaryota; Metazoa; Chordata; Actinopteri; Pleuronectiformes; Cynoglossidae. The transcript is spliced from 3 exons. The record is from RefSeq and is a predicted model, not a curated record. Bases 1 to 1770 code for a protein of 589 amino acids. Gene Ontology annotation, cellular component: cytoplasm; Cul3-RING ubiquitin ligase complex. Gene Ontology annotation, biological process: ubiquitin-dependent protein catabolic process. Gene Ontology annotation, molecular function: protein binding.
AUGUCUGUCAGCAACCACGAAAACAGAAAGUCUCGCUCCAGCUCCGGCUCCAUGAACAUCCAACUUUUUCACAAGACGUCCCAUGCAGACAGCCUGUUGACUCAGCUCAACCUACUGCGCAAAAGGAAAGUCUUCACAGAUGUUAUCCUGAAGGCUGGCAACAGAUCUUUCCCCUGUCAUCGGGCCGUUCUGGCCUCCUGUAGCAGAUAUUUCGAGGCUAUGUUCAGUGGUGGACUCAGGGAGAGCCGUGACGCUGAAGUUAACUUCCACGACUCUCUCCAUCCGGAGGUGCUGGAGCUGUUACUGGAUUACGCCUACUCAGCCAGAAUCAUAAUAAAUGAAGAAAAUGCCGAGUCACUCUUGGAAGCUGGAGACAUGCUCCAGUUCCACGACAUUCGAGAUGCAGCGGCAGAGUUUUUAGAAAAGAACCUCCACCAGUCCAACUGUCUGGGGAUGAUGCUGCUGUCAGAUGCCCACCAGUGUCAGAGACUGUAUGAGCUGUCGUGGAGGAUGUGUCUGGCCAACUUUGCGUCUCUCUUCAGAACAGAGGACUUUCUCAGCCUACCCAAAGACAAAGUCCAGGAGCUGAUUCUCAGCGAGGAGCUGGAGGUGGAGGACGAGAGCCUGGUGUACGAGGCUGUCAUCGACUGGGUCAAAGCCGACAUGGAUCGAAGGCACAGCGAGCUGCCGGAGCUGCUGCGCUGCGUCCGACUGGCACUGCUUCCCGAGACGUAUCUGCUGAACAAUGUUGCGUCCGAGGAGCUGGUCAUGUGUCAUAAGGUGGGCCGGGAGAUUGUCGAAGACGCCGUGCGGUGUAAAAUGAGGAUCCUCCAGAACGAUGGCAUCGUGACAGGGUUCUGUGCUCGGCCGAGAAAAGUCAGCCAGGCUCUGCUGCUGCUGGGAGGACAGACUUUUAUGUGCGAUAAAGUCUACAUGAUUGAUAAUAAGACCAAGGAAAUCACCCCAAAAACAGACAUCCCCAGUCCUAGAAAGGAAUGCAGUGCCUGUGCCAUAGGUUGCAAGGUUUACGUUACAGGAGGGCGUGGCUCCGAGAACGGAGCAUCCAAAGACGUCUGGGUCUACGACACCUUACAUGACGAGUGGUCCAAAGCCUCCCCCAUGUUGGUUGCCAGAUUUGGACACGGUUCCGCAGAGCUCGAUCACAUGCUGUACGUCGUGGGGGGACACACGUCUCUCACAGGAUCCUUCCCUGCCUCUCCGUCUGUGUCACUCAAACAGGUGGAGCAGUACGACCCCCAGACCAACAAAUGGACACUAGUGGCUCCGCUCAGAGAAGGCGUGAGCAACGCUGCCGUCGUCGGUGCCAAGAACAAGCUCUUCGCCUUCGGGGGCACCAGUGUGAACAGAGACAAGUAUCCCAAAGUGCAGUGCUUCGACCCUUGUCAGAACCGCUGGUCUGUACCGGCCUCCUGUCCACAGCUGUGGCGGUACACAGCUGCUGCUGUUGUUGGCAACCACGUUGUAGUGAUUGGCGGCGACACCGAGUUCUCCGCCAGCUCCGCUUACAGAUUCAACAGCGAGACCUUCCAGUGGUCAAAGUUCGGGGAUGUGACCGCCAAAAGGAUCAGCUGCCACGCUGUGGCGUCAGGAAACAGACUGUAUGUGGUCGGGGGAUACUUCGGGGCUCAGAGGUGUAAAACACUGGACUGUUACGAUCCAUCGUCGGACUCUUGGGACAGUGUGACCAGUGUGCCCUACUCUCUUAUUCCUACGGCCUUCGUCAGUACUUGGAAGUAUCUCUCUGCAUAACAGGACGCCUCGUCGCAAGUUUCUAUGAUCAACCAUAGUGUCUGGUAUGUAGACACCUCUCCUCGUUGUCUGCAGUGGGAGGAGGAGGAGGAGGAGGAAGAAGAAGUUUGUGUCUGCUCCAUCCAGCCUCGACUCACAUCAGCUCCAUCUGCUGUGGAGUUGAGGCCCAUAUCCUGGAAACGGCCCAGAGACUUGAAGCGCCUGUUCUCCCUCUCUCUCUCUCUCCACCUGAUCUGUUUACUCCUCGCUCCUUGUGUAACUUUCCCAUGUCGCCUCCAGCCUGAGCUGCUGGUGAUGGUUGCCAUGUUAUAGGAAACAGAAUUAACAGCACACGCUCUCUCUCUCUGUGUGUGUGUCUCUCCACCAGGCAUCUGCUGAGGAUUAUUGACUUUCCACCACACGGUUGAAAUAAGCUACUGAGGCCGCGCGGCCUCUAACGCCGCUCUUUCCCGCUCACUCCGUCAUUACGCGUGUACCAUCUCAGCAGCAGAUUACCACCUCAUCAGAAUACGAGAGGACGUCUCACUGUCUCCUCGCCGACGUGUUGUUUCACAGCCGGCUGACACGGGCCGUCCUCUCCUUCUGUUGUGGUUCUUCUCUCCUCCUGACACUGGGCUUUUACUCAGGUGUAAUUUAUUUGGAUUGCAGAUGGACUGAAUUAGACCUUUGCUCUGCCAAGUGGAUGGAGAAGCAGAACAGGAAGUUUAGGGGGACGAGGAGGAGGAGGGAGGAGGGGGGGUGAUUUUCCUGUCUGUAUUUUUAGACGUUGGACUUGGGCUUCCCUCAAUUUUGGUGAAGCUAAAUUUGUAUUUUCCUGCUCCACUUAAAGUGGCAGGAGAGAAUGUGACCCAUUAUGGCUGAAGAAGAUACCGAACGGUUUGAAGAUUUCAUACUAUGACUUAUCAGUUGUUGUUUUUGUUCGUCUCAGGGUAUUGUAUAGUUUUGCCUGUAAUUGUCAAAGGAAAGGUAACGUUUUUGUCUUUUUGUUUCAAUUUUUUUUAACGUGUGAUUUUUUUUUUUUUCACAAUAUCUUUUAUUUCGGAAUACUUCCUGAAACAGCGUGAUUACUCUUAAUAAGCUGUGUUAAAAAUAAUCACCUGUUUCUACCUUAAUAUUUGCCAAAAGCAGACUAGCUUACUUUAGUGAUGUUUUUUUGUUUUGUUUUUUUUAUUUCAACAAAGAAGAACUAGGUAGUUAACUUUGUAGAUAUAAGACUUAAAUACCUGUCACAGAAGUCUUUUGUGUUUGUAUAUUUGCCUCUGAUUUGCACACAUCUUUACUGGUCUUAAUUUCGUAAUUUUUUUAAUUUUAUUUCUUAACCCAGAUUGGGUCGUGUGAAUAAUCACAGCCUGUUUUUUUUGUAGCAGUUAAUUCUUAUUUUUCAGUUUUGUGUGCAGCUUUCCAGUUUAUCAAAUGUACUCCUAUAGUCAACUCUUACUGACACACACAUACACCAACUGUUACUACAUGUACUACAGCUCACAACUUGUCAAUAAAUGUCACCUGGUUGGAAAAA